This is a messenger RNA of Emiliania huxleyi CCMP1516, 300 nucleotides long. Its product is annotated as putative glutaredoxin. The transcript has a single exon. NCBI's taxonomy places the organism in Eukaryota, Haptophyta, Isochrysidales, Noelaerhabdaceae. Gene Ontology annotation, biological process: cellular response to oxidative stress. The annotation marks the transcript as partial. Gene Ontology annotation, cellular component: cytoplasm. Gene Ontology annotation, molecular function: glutathione disulfide oxidoreductase activity. The record is from RefSeq and is a predicted model, not a curated record.
CUGGUCGAGGAGUUGAUUGCGAGCGCCGAGGUGGUGAUCUUCUCAAAGUCGUACUGCCCACACUGUGCUAAGACCAAGGCACUGUUUGGCGCGAAUGGCAACACGGCGAAGGUGACACUUGAGACGCCGCCGCACGUCAUCGAGCUCGACCACAGCCGAGAUGGCCCGGCCAUCCAGGCUUGCCUUCUCAGAAUGACGGGGCAGCGUACGGUGCCUUCCGUCUGGAUCAAAGGCCAGCACGUCGGCGGUAAUAGCGACGUGCAGGCCUUGGCUGAAUCUGGCAAGCUCCAGAAGAUGCUC